This is a messenger RNA of Ustilago hordei, 1020 nucleotides long. RefSeq lists its product as uncharacterized. The record is from RefSeq and is a predicted model, not a curated record. The transcript has a single exon. The coding region runs from base 1 to 1020 and encodes 339 amino acids. Lineage: Eukaryota; Fungi; Basidiomycota; Ustilaginomycetes; Ustilaginales; Ustilaginaceae.
AUGUCGACUUCAGAGUCAACCCCUCGGCGUAAGGGUUCUGCAUCUCCUUCUCCACCACCUUCCGUCGCUUCUUCUUCCUCCUCCUCUUCCUCCUGCUUCCACACUGCCGCAUCUAACAAUCUCCACACAGAAGAAGCAUCCGACUCCAGCGCAGGUAGUUCUUCCGAAUGUCGUGAUUCUCCCCCCCUCACCCGUAAACGCGCAAGCCGUACAACUAAGCGAGUCCUUUCUGAAGGAGACAUCAUCUCACUUGCACCCGCCAAACGCAAUUGCAACGCCAUAACUUGCGCCCUUGGCAUACGCUCCACUGCCAUUUCAUCCUCGAUCUCCGACUUGAACGGACAGGCAUGCAACACACCCUCUUCUCCCAUCGCUGCUUGGAGGAAAGCUAGACAACUGCGACAGCGCGGUAGACGAACGCCACUCGCCACGCCAACCGGCACCCAAACAGAGCAAAGGGUGGAUAUCCUACCAGAGCUUCGAUUGCUUUCCGCAACGCGCACCGCACCCAUUGGCUCGUUGUCCCUAACCAACCCGCAAGCAGAUGCGUUUAGAGCCAAGUCGAGACAAGUGGAUAUGUACGAUGAAAAAAGCAUCGUUGGUGCUCCAGAGAGACAGCGUUUUUGGCCGAUAGUCGAUCAACAGUUGGACUACACUGCCGCUAGAAUGCUCCAGUUUUCCUCUGGAAGCCCUUGUCAGCUUUGCCAUGUUUGGUCUGGUUCCACUUUGGUUCGAGUUGGUUCGAGCGGUUGGGAUGCUUCGUCCUUGAUUGCUGAGCCUCUUGGCCGUCUUCAUACCACCGCCACGGUGGGGGGAAGAGGACUCGCUUCGGCAUAUGCAAAGAGGAGGACAGAGACGGAAGCUCAAAGGACGGCAAGAGUGCCUUUGUCGGCUAGAGAUACGUUGGGAGCAAUGAUCGAUUUUACCCGUGGUCAAGCAGCUCAAAGCAGACAGUAUCUUCAGUCAUCCCGUUCGCAGCCAUCCUCCCAACUCAUCCAGCAGGUAGAAUCGGCAAGGUAG